Molecule: messenger RNA, 831 nt
Organism: Gryllus bimaculatus (two-spotted cricket)
Lineage: Eukaryota; Metazoa; Arthropoda; Insecta; Orthoptera; Gryllidae
Source: the annotation of a GenBank genome assembly
GUACGGCCCGCACUGCGAGCGCUCGACCUUCGGCUUCGGCGAGCUCUCGUACAUGGCGUUCCCGUCGCUGGACGCCGGCACCAACGACAUCUCGCUGGUGUUCGCCACCGGCAAGCCCAACGCGUUGCUCGUGUACAACUUCGGCGCGCAGACCGGCGGGCGGUCAGACUUCGUGGCGCUGGAGCUGGUGGGCGGGCGCGCGGUGUUCUCGUACGGCGGCGCGCGCACCGCCAUCACCUCGGUGUCGGUGGGCGUGGCCGGAGGCGGCGGCGGCGUGAGCGAGGGCGGCGGCGGCGCGGGCUCGCUGGCCGACGGCGAGUGGCACAAGGUGACGGCGACGCGCAACGGCCGCGUCAUCGCCCUCAGCGUGGCCGCCUGCACCGACAACGGCGACGCCUGCGAGGACUGCCGGCCCGGCGACGCGUCUUGCUACGCGGACGCCACGGGACCCGCCGGGACCCUCAACUUCAACAACCAACCCAUGCUGGUGGGCGGGCUGGCGUCGGCCGACCCGGUGCUGGAGCGCCCGGGCCAGAUCCACGCGGACGACCUGGUCGGGUGCGUGCACAGCGUGGCGGUGAACGGCCGGCUGCUGAACCUGAGCAACCCGCUGGCCGCGCGGGGCGUGUCGCCCACCGUACGGGUGCUCACGCUGUGGGAGCGGGCCGGCCGCCGCGAGCGCGCCCUCGCCCGCCUGCCCGCCGCCCCGCCCCGCCCCGGCCGCCAGGCCGGCCACGCGCCGCCCAAGAGCCUCAGCCUCUCCUUCCGCACGCUGCGCCGAGACGGUCUCCUGCUGCUCGCGGCCUCCAACAAGGACUUCACGUCGGUGGA